UUGGGGAUCUAUGGAAUCGUACGACCGAAUCUAUUUUAGUUCAUGCUGAUGUGAUGGAUGGUGCACUGAGUGUUGUCUAUAUUUCGUGGGAGGAACCGCUGGACGCGACAAAACAUAGGAAAAAACUUGCCCGAAUGGAACAGGAACUACGGAAUUAUCACAAGAAAGGUCAAGGGAAACGCAAGAGGGAGAUUGACGACUGGAGCUCAAAGCGUACAGGAAGUGUACACGACGUUGAAAUUGUAAAGCAUGAUACCAGAGCCAAAUUAAAUAAAACGCACGCAAAAUGCGAUGCGGCAGAAGGACAGCAAACCUUUUCUCUUAUGCCACCGAGGAAUAUUAUCACCCAGAAUAUCUCCCUGCAGCCGACCGUGGAUGCGGGCUGCUUGGGGACUGAUAUCCCUUGGUCUUAUUUGCCGCUGGAACUCGUAUUCGAAACAUUGUCCUACUUUUCCAUUGACAAACAGAUGCUAUUGCGUCGGGUGUGCCGUAGCUGGACCACUGUAUCUUCCGUUGUUUUUACACACUUCUACGUCGAAGUUGAUCCUGCCACGCGCUGUCCGCAGUCCAGGCUAGCCAUGGCACUGCAUAAGACCGUGCGGUCAAGCACGAAAGUGCUGCUCAUCACCGCCCCUGCACAACUCCGGCAGACGGGAAAAUGUUCCUUGAACGUAAUAUACACUGUAGCGGAAAUGCUGGCGGGCAUGCAGAUCCGUGUGCCGGUUAUCAUCCUGUCGCAUGUAGGCGCCUAUUACUCGGGUCUGUUGAUGACUGUCGAGUCGGACAGGCACAAUCUGCUGCCUUGGCGCGCUGUCUGUCAGCAACUGAUGCUGCGUGAAGUGGAGGUGAAAUUAUCGUCGUGGGAGAUGUCGAAAAAACUGGACAUGCUGGGUAAACUACAAGCUUUCCACAAAAUGACGGAAAUUAGCUGGUCUCCGCCAUAUUGCGAUGUUUUACGCGUGGUCAAAAGUUCCAUGUUUACAACUCCACCCCAUUGCACUUACAGUUAAAUAUUAUAAAUGCCGGGAAAUACGUUUCUCUUAUCGUUAGUACGGCAGUAUAUAAGAGUAUGAUGAACCGAUAGCAUUCUUCUGUUUUGUUUAAAUUGCAUAUUUUUGUAUGGAAGCUGGAUAAUUGCAGGGGAACAUCGGAGCGUGAUUGUAGACUGGAAGUAUUCUAGGGAACUAAGCAGGAAGCUCUUCUGUCUUUUGAUGUUUAUUCAAACCAAACACA
Messenger RNA from Paramacrobiotus metropolitanus, 1233 nucleotides. RefSeq lists its product as uncharacterized. The record is from RefSeq and is a predicted model, not a curated record. NCBI's taxonomy places the organism in Eukaryota, Metazoa, Tardigrada, Eutardigrada, Parachela, Macrobiotidae. Bases 54 to 1010 code for a protein of 318 amino acids. The transcript is spliced from 3 exons. Gene Ontology annotation, molecular function: protein binding.